GUCCAGAGGUGGUCGUCGUCAGCUCUCUCCUUCUUCUUUAUUGCUCAUUCUCAUUCUCACGUCGUGUUUUUGUGAUAAACGCACGACUUACAGCCGAGCGCCUAGAGGCCAUCUAAGCUCCAUGGCCUCCCUCAACAAGCUUGCGAUCCGAGGGAUCCGCUCCUUCGACGACAAGCGUGUUCAGGUCAUUGAGUUCUACUCGCCUCUUACCGUCAUCGUGGGACACAAUGGCAGCGGAAAGACUACCAUUAUCGAGUGUCUAAAGUAUGCGACCACUGGCGACCUCCCUCCCAACACCAAGGGAGGCGCAUUCGUCCAUGACCCAAAAAUGGCAAAUGAGAAGGAGGUCAAGGCACAGGUCCGCCUGCGCUUUUGGAACGUCAACCGCGAGCGCAUGACAGUCACGCGCAGUCUUCAGGUCACGACGAAGAAGACUGGCGCCCUCACAAUGAAGACGCUAGAGGGAUUGCUCGCCAAGGAUGAUGGCGGAGCGUCAGGGAAGCGCAACACUAUUUCCACCAAAUGCUCGGAGCUGGACGAGGAGGUUCCCCUGUUACUUGGAGUGUCGAAGGCCAUUUUGGAAAACGUCAUCUUCUGCCACCAGGAGGACUCCAACUGGCCGCUCGCAGAACCAGCUGCUCUCAAGAAGAAGUUCGAUGACAUCUUCGAAGCCACCAAAUAUACGAAGGCACUUGAUAACAUCAAGGUCCUGCGCAAAGAGCGUGCUGCAGAAAUCAAGGUCGAUCUGGAACGUCUAAAGUUCCUUAAGAGCGAUAAAGACCGGGCGCAGCGCAUGCGCUCCGAGCUUGACGGCAUGGUCGCCAAGGAGAACGCGAGGACGACCGAGGCAGAAGAGCUCAAGGCGCGCUUCCAUGUUCUGAAGGAGGAGAAUGAGGCCCUGUACAAACGAGCCACUGCCUUUCAGCACAUCUUUGAGCGUCAUGACAACCUGAAGGCGCGUAAAGAAAUGCUCACUGCCAAUCGCAACCGUAUGAUGGAUGGCAUGACUGUUCUCAGCGAUACCACCGAAGAGCUCAUGCACAAAUUCCAGAACUUUGAGACUCAUCUCAAAACCAUCGAGGGCAAGCGCGACCAGCAGAUCGAAGCACGUGAUAAGGAGGAUGAGGCCCUGGAUGAGCUUCACCGUCGUGAACGCAACUUGCUCAGUACGCAAGGCGAGUUGCGUACGAUUCGCAAGACGUACGAACGGAAUCUUCGUGAACGUGAGACCAUGGUGCGCGAGCUGUCGAAGACCUACAACCUUCCGGGCUAUGACUACAGCCCAUUGGAGGACGCAAAAGUGAUGGACUUCGUCGACCGGCUUCAAGAAAUGGUUCGCAAAGCCGAGGGCGAUCUCAAGCGUUUGCAAACCGAAGGAUUGCGGAAGGAGCGCGAGCUGCAGGCUGAGCUAGACGAGCUCGCUAACAAGAGGACUACCGCUAUGGCCACCAAAUCGAGCAAGGAAGACCAGAUCCGCCAGCUUCAAAAUCGCAUUCGUAGCAUGGAGCAGAGUUUCGAUUCGUUUAGCUCUGUCGACGCCGACAUUAGUGUACUCGAGACGGACAUCGCAUCGCUGGAAACUCGCCGCGAAACGCUGGAGCAAGAGGUUCAAGAAGCCCGCUAUGAUGAGCUGCUGCGCGAGAGGCGGGCGGCCGUGAAUGAGAAGGAAGCAACGCGGGAGAAGCUCAAUGGCGAAUUGACUGCACUCAAUCGCCAGGCAGACACACGUGCUCAACUAUCCAUCAAGCGUUCCGAGCUGGAAUCCAAAAACGCCCAGAUUGAAGCCUCAGUUCAGACCCAUUCGGCCCGCUUCAAAGAGCUGGUUGGCUCGGAUCUGACUCCGCAAACAAUGGAGGAAAAGGUGACGCAGGCGGCUGGCCGUAAGGACCGCGAGCAGCAAGAGGCGGAGUCUGCGGCAGCCGCCAGUGAGCGCACUCUGUCGCAGCUGCAGACGUCGACCAACAUUGCGAAGCAAAACCUCAAAGCGAGGACGGAGGAGUUGACAAAGCUCGAAAGUGCAAUCUCUGUCGUGCUUCAGGAGGCUGAGCAAUCCUCAGUGGAGGAGGGCAUCAAGGAUUGUGAAACAGAGAUUGGCAUUCUGAAGGAUGAGCUUGCAGAUAGUGAAAGCGCAAAGAAGUGGUACAAGAGGGUUCUAGACACUAGCAAGACAAAGAAAAAGUGUAUGGGCUGCGACCGUGCCAUCCAACACAACGAGGAGGGUUCAGUUCAAGCCUAUCUGCAAGCCCGCCUCCAGAAAUUGAACGCGGCAGACCAGUCUGAGCUCACCUCUGACCUGGAGGGCUGGACGGCUCGACUGGAAGGGCUGCGCGCCGUUCAGCCCUCCGUAGAGCGCGUCAAGACUUUGAAACGCACCGAAAUUCCCGCGCUGGAGCAACAGAUUGCCACCGACACAGCUAAGCUUGCCACGGUGCAGAAUGAGGUCGACGAGGCACGACGGGCUGUGCAGACAGCUAAGCUUGCUGUCCGCGAUCUCAAUGCCAUCAAGAGCGCGUCUGCCAUCAUGACGCGCCUCGUAGGCGAGAUCGAUGACCUUACGGCAAGCGUCCAGCGUCUGGAGCGAGACCUACAAUCCACGGGUUCACUCAAGACCGUGGAUGACGUGCAGCGUGAGAUUGAGGUGAUCGCCAAUGAGAUCAAAACUCUCCAGCGUGACAUGAACUUCUCCAUGAGUGAGAAAGAGCUGAAGCUCAACACGAUCCGAAGUAUUGGAGAGGAUCUUCAUCGCAAGACAAUGCGACUUACAGACCUGCGAUCCAAGCAAGAGCGCCGCAAGCUUGACGAGCAGCAGCUAAAGGAGCAUCAGACCCAGCUGACUAGGCUCCAAAGCGAGCUCAAGGAACUUGAUGUGGCGGCGCAGGCAGCUGCUGCUCCAUGGCGCGAGAAGAAUGAAGCACUUAAUCGGUACCGCAAUGAGCGACAGGACGAAGAAGACAGUGCUAGCAUGCAAGUCGGCGCAUAUCAGUCUAGCCUGUACGAGCUGGAGGCCAAACACCGCUCGUGUCAGUCCUACGUCACUGAGGGAAACGACCGCAAACUGCGUGAAAACGAGUCGCAUUUGGAGGGCAUGCGGCAGGAGAUUCAAGCAACGAAGGAUCGUCGCGCAGCCAUCGACAAGACUGUCAGCGUACUUCAGGAGGAUGUUUCCCGUGCACACGUCACGCGUCGUAACCUCAAGAGCAAUAUCGACUUCCGUGCUGAAGAGCGGUCGAUCCAGAAAGUGGAGGAGGAGAUGGAGGAGCUCGAUCUGGAGGGGGCUGCGCGUGAUCGCCGGAGUUUCAACCACGAGUACAAGCAGAAGAUGGCCGAGGAGACCGACGUGCAGAAUCGGUGGCAACUAUGCUCUGGACAGGUCAUGCAGAUGGCCGAAGAACGCAAGCGUCUGGAGAAGACACUUGCUGCAGAUUAUAGGAACAUCGACAGACUGUAUCGCGACCAACUCAUUAAAACCAAGACGAGCGAGGUUGCCAACAACGAUCUUGAGAAGUAUGCUAAGGCACUGGAUAAUGCCAUCCUCAAAUAUCACUCAAUCAAGAUGGACGAGAUCAACGACACGAUCAGCCACCUGUGGAGCAAAACGUACCAAGGCACGGAUAUUGACACCCUCCGCAUCAUGUCGGAUCACGACGAGCAGAGCACAAGUGCCCGCAAGUCAUACAACUACCGUGUGGUGAUGGUGAAGAACCAGGUCGAACUCGACAUGCGUGGGCGCUGCUCGGCGGGCCAGAAAGUGCUCGCGUCUAUCAUUAUACGUCUGGCGCUGGCCGAGAGCUUCGGCCAAGGUUGUGGUGUGCUCGCCCUUGACGAACCCACCACCAACCUCGACCAAGAGAACAUCAACGCCCUCGCCGAAGCGCUUGCCGAAAUCAUCCGCGAGCGCCGCCGCCAGACCAACUUCCAGCUUAUUGUGAUCACCCAUGACGAGGGAUUCUUGCAGCGCCUCGCUGCUCAGGAUGUGCUCGAUUACUACUGGCGUGUCUCGCGCGACAUGAGCCAGAAGAGCGUGCUGGAGCGGCAACGCAUCGGCAUCUAGUCCCUUGUCACUUUUCGUUACCAAGCAUAUGUAUUAUCAGAGACGAGCCGCACCCUGUGACGGAAGGCCCCACACGGUUCGGCUUGAUUUGGUGUUGGACGCAUAAUCUUCAAUGGUAUACGUUGCACUGACGCAUGGAGGUGACGUUACCUGUUCUAGACGGGUGAAGAUGAAUCUGAUGCAUACAGUUGG
Cutaneotrichosporon oleaginosum is the source of this 4243-nucleotide messenger RNA. RefSeq lists its product as uncharacterized. Gene Ontology annotation, cellular component: Mre11 complex; nucleus; condensed nuclear chromosome. The record is from RefSeq and is a predicted model, not a curated record. Gene Ontology annotation, biological process: chromosome organization involved in meiotic cell cycle; double-strand break repair; telomere maintenance via telomerase. Gene Ontology annotation, molecular function: double-stranded telomeric DNA binding; ATP hydrolysis activity; G-quadruplex DNA binding. Lineage: Eukaryota; Fungi; Basidiomycota; Tremellomycetes; Trichosporonales; Trichosporonaceae.